AUGGCGACAAAGAAACAAGCUCUCAGAAGCUCUGCGCAAAAUGCAAAUAUUUCAUCAACAAAGUCGCCCUCUAAGCCAGUUCAAUCAAAGAUUCUAAAUCUCAAGGAUACAAUGGAGAGUGAAGAUGAAAAAGAAAGUGGUGUGAAGGAGAUGUUCGAGGUUGUAAUGAGAAAGCUUAGCAAGCUUGAUGACAUAGACAGUCGUGUCAAGUCAAUGGAGAAUGACCUAAAAGACAUGAUGAGUUCCCUAGAAUUCGUCCAUGCGGAGGUUAAAGAUCUGAAGGAAGAAAAUGAAAAACGCAAGGCAGAAGGACAUAAAACGGACGAAAGACUAGAAAAACUGGAGGAUCUAAAUACGGCAUUAAAGAAUCGCGUCAUUGACCUACAAGCGAGGUCAAUGCGCGAUAAUUUGAUAUUCUACAAUAUCAACGAAAUGAAGGAUGAAAACCCAACAGACAUCGUCCACGGUAUAUUAGAAAAUCAGUUGGGGUUUGAGAAUGCGAAAGACACUGUGAAGAUAGACCGCGCGCACAGAUUGGGAAGGCCAAAUCCGGCUUUAUUUACAACCAGACCACGAGCCAUUGUCUGCAAAUUCAAUUUUUUUCCGGACAAAGAAAGAAUUCUGGCUAAUGCUAAAAAGCUAAAAGGAACAAGAAUUGCGAUUUCAGAGCAAUUCCCUGAGGAAAUAAUGCAAGUCAGGAAACGUCUCUACCCGGUUUUGAAAAAGGCAAGACAAGAACACAAGCGGGUUAAAAUGGUGAGGGACAAAUUAUAUAUUGAAGGUCAACUAUAUGUCGAGUCCAACACGGCAUGA
This is a messenger RNA of Paramuricea clavata, 813 nucleotides long. The record is from the annotation of a GenBank genome assembly. NCBI's taxonomy places the organism in Eukaryota, Metazoa, Cnidaria, Anthozoa, Malacalcyonacea, Plexauridae.